AUGUCCACUGACAAUGUCAACGAGUCAAUGUCUAUGUUCUUUGAUGAUGAGUUUAAUCCAUCCACUUAUAUCGACAAAUUAGUCACUUCAGUCACCACUCACCAGAGCUCCUCCAUAUCAACUGCACCACCAUCGAUAGUAUAUUCCAAACAAUCGCUAACAAAACUAUCACAUACCAUUAACCAGUUAAUCACUCACUUUGAUUACUAUGUCAAUGAUAUAGCCAACAACAAUUUGCAUGAAAAACUCGAAAUGUUGGACAAAUCAAGUACAUUGAUCCAUACAUCAUCUGGUGAACAGGAGCAACAACAAGGCAAUGGUGGUAAUGGUGGUGGUGGUAAUGGUAAUGGUAAUGGUAAUGGUAAUGGUAACAGUACAUCAAGAUUACAAUACCAUUUGAAUAUCCUUGAUAAUUCGAUAUUAUCUUUACAAUCAGAGCUUGUUGAAAUCAAUAAAUCUAUCGAGGUAAACGAAACAAUCAAUAAUGAAGCAGUACAGACUUUGAUUCACUUGAAAUUGGUCAAAAAUAACUUGAAACUUGUCAUUGAAGUAUUGGAAACUAUAAGCAACGCAAUCUCGAAAAUAAAUGAAACUAAAUUGACAUACACAGUGGACGAGUUUCAACUGGUCCUAGAUGAGUUAUUGGCUAGUAUCAAACAACAAUUGACCGCCACUAGUGGAGGAGACAAGUCUGUUCUACUUGAUCAUAUUGAUAAAUUGAUAUCGAUGCAAAAUGUGUUUCUUGAUUUAAACAACUUCAACCCCGUGUACAAGAGAUUCAUAACCAAGUUGAUUACUGAACGAGAUUCCCAUUUGUUGAAGUGA
This is a messenger RNA of Lodderomyces parapsilosis, 825 nucleotides long. RefSeq names its product Golgi transport complex subunit. NCBI's taxonomy places the organism in Eukaryota, Fungi, Ascomycota, Pichiomycetes, Serinales, Debaryomycetaceae. The coding region runs from base 1 to 825 and encodes 274 amino acids. The record is from RefSeq and is a predicted model, not a curated record. The transcript has a single exon.